GCAAACGAGGCAGCUCUGCCCGUCUGCUGUGCUGUCGGUGAUCAAGGCAAAUUUUGCAACCGUCCUCCUCCCCUACCCCCCUGGUACUUCCUCCAUCUGAGAGAAUUCUAUCUGUCGUUGGCUGUGAGAGAAGCGUGAGGAGCGUGGCUCUUCACUUUCACGGAACACAGAGAAAGGCAUGGCGGAGCGGACGUUAGUUAGAAAACAACAGCCAAAGCACAUGAAGCCAAAACAAGAAGAAGGGGGACGAGUGAAGCUUCUCCAGCGGAGAGGUAUCAGCAACAACUAGCGCGCACGGGAUUCUAACGGCGUGACAGCUUUUGGAUUCGUGUAGAAAAACGAAAAAGUUUUGCUGCAGCAUUUCCGUUGGCUUUUGCGCGGCUCUCCUUUUGAUACUUUGUAGCUGUCUGUCUGGAUUAUUUUCAUUCUGUGCAUGCCUCAUUCGUCCCCAAUGUCAUUGGAUUUCUACUAUAAGGGACUUGUGUUUUCCUUUUCUGUUUAAUUGUUGCUACUUUGUCGUUUGACAUAUAUUUCCUUUGAAAGUGUUUCCCUUGAGCACAACUGUCAACAGCCAGUCUCGCCGCUUGAGUCCUUUAAUAAUUAAAAAGUAAAUCUGUGUUGGAGUUGGCUGGCUGGCUGACUGGACGUACGGUAGAAGGCAUGGGAGCUAAACAGAGCAGUCCUGCCGCCACCGGGCGCAUGAGGGCUUAUUCAGGCUCGGACCUUCCAUCAAGCACAUCGACUAGUAACGGAAACAGUCGGACAGCUGCCGUGGGGGUGAGGUAUGCCUAUGGCGGCACGGCACACGGAGCCUCAGGUGCCAGCGGCGCAUCUCACCACAUUAGCUCCCGCGCGCGCUCCGUCGGUGGCAGCGGCGGAGGCUCGGGGGCCCGACCCCAGUCUAGCAUCAACAUACCGACCAGUGGCGCUUACAGCUCGCAGGAAUCUGGCAGCAGCACCCCGGAGGAGAGCGGUGGAGACCGGGACAGGUCAGGUGCUGGUCACGGAGGCCCGCGGCUGUUGAUCGGAUCUCUACCUGCUCAUCUCUCGCCUCAUCUGUUUGGAGGCUUCAAAUGCCCGGUGUGCUCCAAGUUUGUGUCCUCGGAUGAGAUGGACCUCCACCUGGUCAUGUGUUUGACCAAACCCAGGGUCACCUACAACGAGGAUGUGCUCAGCAAGGAUGCUGGAGAGUGUGCCAUCUGUCUGGAGGAGCUGGUCCAGGGAGACACCAUUGCCCGCCUGCCCUGCCUCUGCAUCUACCACAAAGGGUGUAUUGAUGAGUGGUUCGAGGUGAACAGGUCGUGUCCGGAGCACCCGUCAGACUGAAGAGCCUCCUCACCUGUGCACAGGUGUUGUUCUUCUCGGCGUGGAAAAAGUGAGUGGUGUGCUCCCGUAACAGACAGCAAUGUGAAUCCCUUCUCCCCUGGGUGUCUGACUGCUGGCCUACCGACACCUGUCCUCGAUUACCGCACCGACCCCCACCCAGCGUGACGAUGAUCCCACC
Molecule: messenger RNA, 1504 nt
Organism: Engraulis encrasicolus (European anchovy)
Lineage: Eukaryota; Metazoa; Chordata; Actinopteri; Clupeiformes; Engraulidae
Gene: znrf2b
Product: zinc and ring finger 2b
Exons: 5
Coding region: 661-1326 (221 amino acids)
Biological process (GO): proteasome-mediated ubiquitin-dependent protein catabolic process; protein K48-linked ubiquitination
Cellular component (GO): cytoplasm; membrane; intracellular membrane-bounded organelle
Molecular function (GO): ubiquitin protein ligase activity
Source: RefSeq, a predicted model, not a curated record